UUCGCGCGUGUCUUAAAAAGAAACUAAUGAAAUAUUUUGAAAUUAUUACCAUUGAUAUCUAUAUCUUAAACUACAUACUGUAGAUACAACAUAUUUUUGAUUAUUCCAAUAUAAAUUAUUUAUAAUUUUGUACUAAAAAGUUCUUAUGAGAAUAAUAUAACACGACAAAACGCCUGGAGCGCCCCCAGCUAUAGCUAUACAUCUAAUUAACUGAUACGUCAUUACCUACUCGUUAGUGACUACUGAUAAACUGAUAACCUACUAGAUAGGUGAAUGCUGAAUAGCAAUAGGUUAUAUACAUAAAUACUAAAUAGAGAUUGUUGUGAAUUUCCAACAUGUUCUAAAUUAAUAGAAAAAUCAAUAUAAAUUACUGCACUGUCAGUAGGUUACUAUGAUAAUGUAUUAACCGUAUUACUUACUGUUUGUUAUUUAAAUAUUAUUUUUAUAUCUGCAUAAAUCUAUCAUAGUUCUAUGGAUCUCCACAAAACAGGAAAUGUAAAUAAAACCAAAACACCGACAUGAUAAGACAAUCUCUUAAGUUUAGAAAAACUAUAACAGUUGUAUGUGUUAUUGUCUUAGUUGUUUUCUUAAUUCUUAUUCUCAACGAAAACAAAAGCAAAGAAAUUGAAAAUGAUGAUGCUAAUUAUGAGAUAGAGGACAGAAAUUUUUUAAAAGUACCAAAGAAAGUUUUUAUACAAAAAGAACAAAAUAUGGAUUUCAAUAAUGCAAACGAUAAUACACAAAAAGAACUCCAAGAAGCUAAAGCCAGAAUUGAACAAUUAGAAAAGAAAUUAGCAAUUUUAGAAGGCAGAAUCCCGCAAAAAUAUCCUGAAGUUAGUUAUCUUGGGCACAAAGAACGAAAGAGAAUUUUGGUCACCGGAGGAGCCGGAUUUGUUGGAUCUCAUUUAGUUGAUGUUUUAAUGGUGCAGGGACAUGAGGUUAUAGUGGUUGAUAAUUUUUUCACUGGAAGAAAAAGAAACAUUGAACAUUGGUUUGGACAUCGAAACUUUGAGAUGAUUCACCAUGAUAUUGUCAACCCUCUCUAUGUUGAGGCAGAUGAAAUUUAUCACUUGGCUAGUCCUGCGAGCCCACCCCAUUACAUGCAGAAUCCAGUCAAGACCAUUAAAACUAACACCUUAGGAACAAUUAACAUGCUAGGAUUGGCGAGACGAGUCGGAGCAAAAAUAUUAAUAGCCAGUACAUCUGAGGUGUAUGGAGAUCCCAUGGUGCAUCCUCAGCCGGAAUCCUACUGGGGGCACGUCAAUCCAAUAGGACCAAGAGCGUGUUAUGAUGAAGGGAAAAGAGUGGCAGAAACUCUUGCGUAUUCGUACGCUAAGCAAGAGAACGUGACAGUGCGCGUGGCGAGGAUAUUCAACACUUACGGUCCGAGGAUGCACGUGUCUGAUGGCAGGGUGGUCUCCAACUUUGUGAUGCAAGCCUUACAGAAUCUAACUAUUACGGUGUACGGUAAUGGAAAGCAAACAAGAUCAUUCUGUUAUGUCUCCGACCUAGUCGAUGGACUGCUAGCCCUUAUGGCGUCGACCUACUCGUUACCUGUCAAUAUAGGAAAUCCAGUAGAACACACUAUAGAAGAAUUCGCAAUGAUUAUAAAGAAUCUAGUCCCUGGGUGUCGCAGUAUGGUGGCGACGGGCGCCGCGGUCGAAGACGACCCGCAGAGGCGGCGACCAGACAUCGCUGUGGCUGAGAAAAACCUGAAGUGGUCUCCUAAGGUGUCUUUACAAGAGGGCUUACAGAGAACUAUUGAUUAUUUCAAAGAAGAGUUAUCUCGGAAGACAUUUAGUAAUAAUCAAACAUACAUGGACGCAAAUGUUAAAGCGACACAUUAAAUUUUUUAUAUAUAGUAGAAAGUCUUUAGCAGAACAUGUUACAAGUGUAAAAAAUAAAUUGUCACCCAUCCAGAGUUGUAAAAUUUAUAGAUUGUUUUGAGGUAAUCAUCCAAUUUCUAUGAUAUCAUAAACAUCAAUCCAUCCAUAUCAGUUUGACCAUUGUACCCAAUGUAUACAUAUAGACCAUAGUUUCUCAACCUUAUUUUGCUCCCCUCCCACUUUGAGAAUAUGUUUUUUUCUAGAGUAUUUUCGUGUAUUUUUUUGCCUUUUUAGACUAUAUUUUUUAAUCUACCCACGCCCCAUCUGCGCCAUCUCAAUGCCCCCUAAUUUUCUCUGUUUCUUCUACUGCCCCCCCGAAAGUCUCAAACGCCCACAAGGGGGCGUUAUCGCCCACGUUGAGAACCUGUGAUAUAGACAAAUCACGUCGAAUAUAAUAUGUAAACAUGCCACAAAUUACACCAUAAUAAACUUCGACUGCUAUAUCUAUACAUUGCCGCUUUUAUUUCAGCUGUUUAAAAUAUUAUUGGUCAAUAAGCAGCAAUGUAAAACAUCUAUUCAGUUUAGGUUGAAUUCGGACAGUGACAGUUGACUCAGGAGAAAAGUGUGCUUGCAUUAUCUUUGCUUCACACUUUUCACCUACUGCCAUUCCCCUAUCAGACUGCAGAAAAUAUGUCCAUAUAUUCGUAUAUAACGUCAAUGAUUGUACCAUUAUACUUAUAAUCCCCUCGUGUUGGAAUAGUGUGUAUUUUUGUUAUAUGAAUGUAUGCAUGAUGUCAGUUGUCAAAUAGUACUGGUGAUUUUUGAAGUGUCUGUAACGUCCCCAAGAUGGCGGCCUGUCCCAUUCUCAAUGUGCAGGGUUUCAAAUAUAAUACAGUAGAACUUUGUAAUUAACGCAAAAAGUCCUGUUAUGGCGGUUUUCUUGAUGUUGUAAGUAAAUAUUGAACUUGCCUAAUCUAGAUUUCUUUUCUAUAUUAUUGAGUGUGAUAGAUGAAAUAAUUAUUUUUUUGAGUUUUUUAAGUAAGCUUUGGUUGGAGUUUGGUUUGGUUGUUCGGUUUAGCUUUAGGUAAUGAAGGAAAGAGAACACGACAUUGUUUGAGUUACGACAGUAUUCCAUCUUUUGUGGUUCAACCGAAGAAUUGCUGGAUUAGGUACUAAUUGGACCUUUAAUAUGAAAAGACGCGGAACAAAAAUUUCAUUUUGAUCUGAAUAUAAUAAUAUUUUAAUAGCUGUUACAAUAUGUUAGUUAUUAUUUCUCACAUUUUUCAAUCGGUUUUAAAAAUUUAGAUGAUUAAAUUUAUUUUUGAAUAAUUUGUUUGUACUUUAAGAAACUAUAUCUUAGUAGGUAUAGUUCUACUAAUAAUAUGUACCUAAUUGUCGAAGUGACCAAAGAAAAAAAACAAUAUUUUGUACAAAUAUUAUUUCUAUACAUACACUCCAAGCUGAAAGGGUGUCGUAAGACUGCAAUAGAUAUUAUUAUAGGAAGCCCACAUAAAAACUCUUUUGUGUAACUUUCGUGUUUAGAAUUUAAUAUUAUUUCGAUCACUCAAUAGCUUUUUUAUAUGCCAUUAAAACUAUAUAAUAUUUUAUAUUUCAUUUAAUUUUUAUUACGUAAAUAAUAUUAUUUUAUUUUUAGUUGGUUCUCAUAGACGCCAUUUUGAGUAAUUUUUAUUGUGAUUUAGACUUUUUAAAUUUGUUAAAUCAGCGUUUUGUUACUAGCUUAAGUGUUUUCUAUGAUUGACUUAUUUUAUAAAUUACCUAAUAUGACACAUGCUUUAAUUGGGAAUAUGCAUAUAUUUUUUUAUUUUUUAUUUGAUAGUUUGUUUUUGUUUAUAUACUGAAAAUAUUAAAACGCCGAAAAAGUAACUGAAAAGAAAAAAAAUAGUCAACUGACGCAGAACCCCUGUCACGUAGGCGUGCGUAGUGAGCGUGUACAAUGACGUCAUAGUUCAUUACAAUAACAUACGAGCAGAGAGGAUCUAUUGCAAAUUGAACUUUUUCCCCGAUUCCAGAUAGGAUUGGUUGAAAAUUUACAUUCUCUGCCAUUCUUUUACUUCAAUUCGGACUGACGCGACGUCUCAAAUCUUACGGCCAUACAAAUAAACUUGGAUAACAAUUGAGACAGCUGACAACACUGUCAAUACAUUGGUAAUUCUGAAGAUUUCCGGAUGACUUGCAAAUAAACGUGGGAAUUGCUAUACGUCCCAAUACUUAAAUGAAUAAAAAGCAAAAUGUCUAUUUGUUAACAUUUUGCAUAUUCUUGAUUAUUCUCAGGUAUAAGUUUUAUACAAAGUUUAUUUGUAAGGCUGUAUAACUUUUAUUUGUAUCAUAGGCAUCUACCAUGUUGUCAUGGUGUUAUAUUGUACAUACAUCUAAAAGUUCACCAGGAUCUCUUAUAUAUUUACACAACACAUGAUUUAGAAAUAAAACUGAUUUUGUUUAAUAUACAAUCUAUAUAUAUAAA
Messenger RNA from Leptidea sinapis, 4308 nucleotides. It is a transcript of the gene Uxs, whose product is annotated as UDP-glucuronic acid decarboxylase 1. Gene Ontology annotation, biological process: D-xylose metabolic process. Gene Ontology annotation, cellular component: cytoplasm. NCBI's taxonomy places the organism in Eukaryota, Metazoa, Arthropoda, Insecta, Lepidoptera, Pieridae. The record is from RefSeq and is a predicted model, not a curated record. The transcript is spliced from 9 exons. Gene Ontology annotation, molecular function: UDP-glucuronate decarboxylase activity; NAD+ binding. Bases 519 to 1847 code for a protein of 442 amino acids.